UAACGGGGAGUGUCCCGGGACACGAGCAUAAACAGCGGCUGUGCGCUCCACCGCCCCGCCGACUCGACGCCUCUCUGCUCCCGCUGCAGCUAGAAGCGCUCACCGCGGCUCACUCAGGUCCUCACCCGUCCGUCCGUCUGUCCCUCACCGAUCACAACCUAACGCCUUCAGGAUGGCAGCGCAACACCCAGAGUUCCAGCGGGCCGGAAAGGAGCCAGGCCUCCAGGUGUGGAGGGUGGAGAACUUUGACCUGGUGCCCGUCCCUAAAAAUCUGUAUGGGGGAUUUUACAGCGGAGACGCCUACCUCAUCCUCAACACCAUCAAACAACGCUCCGGAAACCUGCAGUACGACCUCCACUUUUGGUUGGGUGAGGCCUGCACCCAGGAUGAGAGCGGCUCGGCGGCCAUCUUUACAGUCCAAAUGGACGACUUCCUGGGGGGGAAACCCAUCCAGUACCGCGAGGUCCAGGGGUACGAGUCCAAAACCUUUCUUGGGUACUUCAAGUCCGGACUCAAGUACAUGAAAGGGGGCGUGGCGUCUGGGUUCAAGCACGUCGUCACCAACGAGGUGGUUGUGCAGCGGGUGCUCAAGGUCAAAGGUCGCCGUUCUGUCCGGGCAACAGAGGUGGCGGUCAGCUGGGACAGCUUCAACCAGGGAGACUGCUUCAUCCUGGACCUGGGAGCUGAGAUUUACCAGUGGUGCGGCUCCCAGAGCAACCGCUUUGAGAAGCUGAAGGCUACGCAGGUCGCCAAGGGUAUCCGUGACAACGAGCGCAGCGGGAGGGCAAAGGUUUACCUCUGUGACGAGGGGAUGGAGAGAGAGAAGAUGAUAGAGGUGCUGGGUGAAAAACCAGAUCUGCCUGCCGGAACCUCUGAUGACAUCACGGCUGACGCUUCAAACAGGAAGAUGGCCAAACUCUACAAGGUGUCCAAUGCCAGUGGAGACAUGACCAUCGCGCUGGUGGCAGCAGAAAAUCCGUUUGCCCAGAGCGCCUUGGAUUCCGGUGACUGCUUCAUUCUGGACCAUGGCACAGAUGGCAAGAUCUUCGUCUGGAAGGGCAAAGACGCCAACAUGGACGAGAGGAAGGAAGCCAUGAAAGCAGCAGACGAGUUCAUCAAGAAGAUGGGUUACCCCAAACACACUCAGGUCCAGAUCCUGCCAGAGAUGGGCGAGACGCCGCUCUUCAAGCAGUUCUUCAAAAACUGGCGGGACAGAGAUCAGACGGAGGGCUUGGGUGUGGCCUACAUCGCCAACAGCAUCGCCAAGAUCGAGAAGGUGCCAUUCGACGCUUCCACCCUGCACGACUCCGCUGCCAUGGCUGCCCAGCACGGCAUGGUGGAUGAAGGCAACGGAGAGAAACAGAUUUGGCGUAUUGAGGGCAACGACAAGGUGCCAGUGGAUCCAUCCACAUACGGACAGUUCUAUGGAGGAGACAGCUACAUCAUCCUUUACAACUACAGACACGGAGGACGUCAGGGACACAUUAUCUACAUGUGGCUGGGCAGUGACUCCAGUCAGGAUGAGAUCGGGACCUGUGCGAUCCUCGGCUCUCAGCUGGAUGAUGAGCUCGGCGGUGGUCCUGUGCAGGUUGUUGGUGCUCCUAUAACCACUCAGGUGAGGGUGAUGCAGGGCAAAGAGCCAGCCCAUCUGAUGAGUCUGUUUGGAGGACAGCCCAUGGUGGUGUACAAGGGAGGAACGUCCAGAGAAGGAGGUCAGUCCGCUCCCGCAGAGACUCGACUCUUCCAGGUGCGCUCCAACUCUGCAGGACACACCCGAGCUGUGGAGCUUGAUGCAGCGUCCUCCAACCUGAACUCCAACGACGCCUUUAUUCUGGUGACCCCUGGUGGCUCCUUCACGUGGGUGGGAGUGGGUGCCAGUGACACAGAGAAGCAGGGAGCUCAGCAGCUGUGUGACAUCCUGGGAGUGUCGGCCUCUGAGCUGUCUGAGGGAGGAGAGACUGAUCAGUUCUGGGAAGCUCUGGGAGGAAAGACAGAAUAUCGCACCUCCACCAGACUCAAGGACAAGAUGGACGCUCACCCUCCCAGACUCUUCGCCUGCUCCAACAAGACUGGAAACUUCAUCAUUGAGGAGGUACCCGGGGAGAUGACCCAGGACGACCUCGCCACUGAUGAUGUCAUGAUCCUGGACACCUGGGAGCAGGUGUUUGUCUGGAUCGGAAAUGAGGCCCAAGAGGAAGAGAAGACUGAAGCCAUGAAGUCUGCGGUCCGUUACAUCGAGACAGAUCCCGCCAACAGAGACCCCCGGACGCCCAUCGUCAAGAUCAAGCAAAGCUUCGAGCCGCCCACCUUCACCGGCUGGUUCCUGGGCUGGGACCACGAGUACUGGACCAGCGACCCCCUGGAGCGUGCUAUGGCUGAUCUGGAGCUGUGAGAUCUCCCCUGACUCUUCCUCUCUUCAUCCCUCCCCAUCAGCCCUGACCUUUGACCCCGCUGCUCCGCUACAAGCACUGAGCUCCAAUCAUAAGACUUUUUUAGCUGCCACUAUACUCCCCCAAAACUUUUUUUACUUUGUGUUGUGUUGUGAGGGACACAGGUCGGCGAGGCGGUGUUUUAAUUUAGUCUCAGCCAAUAGCAAUAGAGCUUUAACAGAUACUCAGGCUUCCUGUAGGGUUUGUGCUAAAUACACUCCGCUACUUUUAUCCAAGUCAGUUUUUCACAUUUAUUUUAUAUGUUGACGAUAAAACCUGUUCACUAGUGAAAUGUAACGAGAAGUCUUGGUGUGCUGCAACAUUGGAAAACUCACUGCCAAGAAAACACUGCUUAUAAACAGCAAUACAACCAAUGCCUUAAUCUUUUUUCCUCUAGUUUACAGUAAACCUGCUGUUUUUUAAAGUUACUGUUCCACUCCAAGGAUGCCUUUAUAGAGACGUCGUUUGCACCUUCAGUUUAGAAGCCUCUUAUAUUUAUUGUUUUAUAAGUUCCAGAUUCACAGCCAGGAGAGCUUGUGUGACACUGCAAUAGCCAACUUUACAUGGGGAGCCAACGCUUUGCUGCUUUACAAACCAGUUACAUCUUCUGUGACACUUUCAAAAGGUUUCCCUAAGCCUUGUUAUCAUUUCAAUAAAACCAAAUUAAACGUG
Molecule: messenger RNA, 3101 nt
Organism: Epinephelus moara (kelp grouper)
Lineage: Eukaryota; Metazoa; Chordata; Actinopteri; Perciformes; Serranidae
Gene: gsna
Product: gelsolin a
Exons: 17
Coding region: 173-2392 (739 amino acids)
Biological process (GO): actin polymerization or depolymerization; barbed-end actin filament capping; actin filament severing
Cellular component (GO): cytoplasm; actin cytoskeleton
Molecular function (GO): phosphatidylinositol-4,5-bisphosphate binding; actin filament binding
Source: RefSeq, a predicted model, not a curated record